AUGUCUACUCCGGUCGGAGUCCCUCAUCCAGAGCUGCCCGCGGAUCUAGCGACGAGCCCGGGUCAGAAGCGCAAGCGCGCAAGCGACUCUUCGUCGCCGGACACUCGUCGCUCGAAGCGUGGCGCUCCGGCUGCAACGAUGGCAACCACUGAGUCGGAUGCUAAUCAAGCCGUGCAAGUUGCUCAGGCUCAGGCCGCUCAAGUUACUCAAACGGCACAGGCCGCCCAGUCCUUCUUGGACAACACUGUGAGCAUUGCACAGGCUGCUCAUGAGCAUGUCAACGUCGACGACUUUAGCGCGCUUGCCCAGGCGACUGCCGCUGAUCAUAGCGAGACCACCGAUGCUACCAACGCCACUAACACGGCGGCGGCUGCUCUGAACAUGUACCCCAAUCUCCAUGUCUCGCAGCCUACUGCCGAGCCCUUCUCAAGCCAGCCGGCUCAGGAAGCUCACCAGGAGAACACCUUCAACCAUUCUAUUAAUCAGCCAGCGCCUGCGGAGCCUAUGCCUGUUGCCCAGCCCACGUCGAUACCGGCGCCCGCGGCUCCAGCUCCGGCUAAUGGGGUGCAACAGCAUCCAGUUCAACAGCAGCAGCCUCAGGCGCCUCCUCACCCCCAGACGCAUCCCCAAUAUAAGCCGCCCAACCCUAAGCCGGCUGUUGGUUCUGAGGAAUGGCACAAGAUGCGUAAGGACAAUCACAAAGAAGUUGAGCGUCGCCGUCGCGAGACAAUUAACGAGGGCAUUAACGAGCUCGCUAAGAUUGUCCCUGGGUGCGAGAAAAACAAGGGCUCCAUUCUGCAACGUGCCGUUGCCUUCAUCCAGCAGCUGAAGGAAAAUGAGGCGCAAAACAUCGAGAAGUGGACCCUUGAGAAGCUGCUUACUGAGCAGGCUAUCGCUGAGCUUAGUCAGUCGAAUGACAAGCUGAAGCAGGAGUGUGAGCGCCUCUACCGGGAGCUCGAUCACUGGAAGUCUCUUGCUCAGAGCGCUGGCCUGGGCUUACCUCCUCAGCAGCAGCAACAAGGCCAGCCACAAGGUCAACAGCAAGGCCAACCGCAGCCGGAGGAGCAGCCUCAGCCCGCAGCGCAGUCUCAGCAGACCUCGCAACCUCAGCAGCAAGCACAGACGCAGCAGGCGCCGGCUCCCUCCCAGCCUAAGGAGGAGCAGGUCGCCAGCAGUUAG
Thermochaetoides thermophila DSM 1495 is the source of this 1179-nucleotide messenger RNA. Its product is annotated as centromere-binding protein 1-like protein. The coding region runs from base 1 to 1179 and encodes 392 amino acids. The record is from RefSeq and is a predicted model, not a curated record. Lineage: Eukaryota; Fungi; Ascomycota; Sordariomycetes; Sordariales; Chaetomiaceae. The transcript has 2 exons. Gene Ontology annotation, cellular component: nucleus. Gene Ontology annotation, molecular function: DNA-binding transcription factor activity; protein dimerization activity.